UUUCCAUCUUUGCAGAAUUCAUUUGGAUUUGAUGCCUUUUUUGAAAGGCGUAAGAUUUGGGGCCAAGGAAAAGGAAGGAAACGCAACGUUUUUCUUGCUUAUAAUUAUUCCGAUUACAUUAUUAAUUAAAUAAAAGUUUGUUAUAUCCCCUCUGUUUCUCCAUAAACAGCGUCGUACCUGGUUUUGCCUUUCCCCAUCAGCAUCGGUCUCUGUUGUUAGCUUAUCUGAUCUCCACCCAACUCACCCAAUCACAUUCACAUAUUCAAUUUCAUUUCCUUUCGCUCAAUUGAUCAGCUGCAGUGACAAUGGCUGCGGCAAUUGCUAAGCGAGGCCUAGGAAAUACCUCUCAUUUUACUUGGAAACAAGUUCCUAGGAUACUCAAAAAGGAGGUUUCUGAUGACGACGACUGGUCGCCCUCCACCAAUCAUAAGAAACUGAGGCCCAUUCCGAAUUUUGGAUUUUCGGAUGGCGGUGGGAUUCCUAAGAAGCGUAGGAGUGCCUUAGAUAAGACAAGUAGUUCUGAAGAUGUAGGGUUAAAAGAUGAUUCUGAAGAUGGAAUUUCAGAAGAAUUGUGUAUUAUUAACAUGAGAGAGCGCAAAAGAGCUAGGAAUCCGAGUAGGGAGAUAAACAAAAGUGAUCACAAGGAAAAUGUAGGUAUUGUGAAUGUUUCUCUGUCUAUUUUAAAGGAUGAUUCAGAAGAUGAGGAAUUUUUUGUGAACAUGAGAGAGCGUAUUAGGGAUACAACUUCACUUACUGAAAUUAACAGAACGCGUCCUAAGGAUACGAGAAGUGAUAACAUUGAAAGUUCUUCUCCUUGUGGUGUAAAGCAUGAUUCACAGGAUGAAGACUUGGAAGAAUUGUGUAACAAGGGUUCCAGAGGGAGAAGUGUAGAUAAUAAGAAUUCUUCUCUACGUGCUUUGAAGCAUGACUCCGAAGAUGAGGACUGGGAAGGAUCGCAAGAGCGCAAAAGAGCUAGAAAUUUCUGUAUUGGGAUGAAUAGAAGGGAUAAGAAGGAUACGAGAGGGAAAAGUAAAAAAUUUAAGAAUUCCUCUCUAUAUGCUUUAAAGCAUGACUCAGAAAACUUGGAAGCAUUGGGCAUUAUGAACGUGCGAGAACACAGAAGGGCAAGAAAUUCUAGAAGUGGCAUAAACAGAAGAAAUAACAAGGGGAGGAGAAAGAAAAGUAAGGAUCCGGUAAAUGAUUCUCUUUGCACUUCAAAGGAUGACUCAGAAGAUGAGGUCCUGGACUUGAGAAAGCGCAGAAGGCAUAGAAAUUUAAAUAGUGAGGUAGACAUAAGAAAACGCAAAGAAGCGAGAAUGGAAGAAAUAGAUUCGAUGAACUUUUCUCUCCGUACUUCAUCUUCGUCAUUAGCAUCUUCUAGCUCAUCACUUUCACCUGUCAAGAGUGAUGGUAGUAGCAGCAGUACAUAUGCUUCUGGAUUUAUGAAGGCUAAAACAGAAGCACGCCUUAAGUGUCACCAGUGCUUGAGAAAUGAAAGGAUAAUUGUAGUCCCUUGUAAGAAGUGUAAAGGAAAAAUGUAUUGCAUCCAAUGCAUUAGAAAAUGGUACCCGGAGAUGACAGAAGAGGAAAUUGCGGAACAAUGUCCAUUUUGUCGCAGAAACUGCAACUGCAAUGUUUGUUUGCACUCCAGUGGAUUGAUAAAGACAUCAAGAAAGGACAUCAGUAACGCCGAGAAGGUUCAGCAUCUACAGUAUAUGGUUAAGUCACUGAUUCCUUUUCUUGAACAAAUCUGUGAAGAACAAGCUCGAGAGAUGAAUAUUGAAGCCAGCAUUCUAGGUUCUUCCCAUAAGAUAGCUGCGAACUUCUGCCACAAUGAUGAGCGGGUCUAUUGCAAUCAUUGUGCAACUUCUAUUGUUGACUUCCAUCGCAGCUGUCCAGAAUGUGCUUAUGAACUUUGUCUUAGUUGUUGUAAAGAAAUCCGUGAAGAAAGCUUAUCCAGUCGUGCUAAAAUAAAGCUGCAAUAUGUAAAUCGGGGCUAUGACUAUAUGCACGGUGGAGAUCCUCUGCCUUGUGAUAUUGAAGAUCCUGAGGAUCAAAGCAAGCCAUUAACUGUUAUGUGGAGUGCCAAUCAUGAUGGGAGUAUCUGUUGUGCUCCAAAAGAAUUGGGUGGCUGUGGCGGUCAUGUAUUGGAACUAAAACGUAUUCUUCCACUGGGAUGGAUUUCAGAGUUGAGCCAAAAGGGAAGAAAAUUAUUGAGCCUUUCUGAUGCCAAAAAUACAAGUUUGAUGUGUAAAAACUCUCAAACAGAAAGAUGGAUGCUUAGAAAAGCAGCUUCUAGAGAAGAAUCUGAGGAUAAUUACUUGUUAUGUCCUUCUUUGAAGGACGUUCAAGAUAGUCAAGAGCUUUUUCAAUUUCAGAACCACUGGGUUAAAGGUGAACCUGUUAUAGUUAAGGAUGUUCUUGAGGCAACGUCUCAUUUAAGCUGGGAGCCCAUGGUCAUGUGGCGAGCAUUAUGCGAAAAUGUGGACUCGGAUACAAGUGCUAAGAUGUCUGAAGUAAAGGCCAUGGACUGCCUGGCUUCUUGUGAGGUUGAAAUUAAUGCGCGCCAAUUUUUCAAGGGGUAUACAGAAGGGAGAAGUUACGAUAACUUUUGGCCUGAGAUGCUGAAGUUGAAGGAUUGGCCCCCGUCUGAUAAGUUUGAAGACCUUUUGCCGCGCCACUGCGAUGAAUUUAUAAGCGCUUUACCUUUCCAAGAAUAUAGUGAUCCCAAGGCAGGUAUCCUCAAUGUUGCCGUAAAAUUCCCUCCAGGUCUACUACAACCAGACAUGGGUCCAAAAACUUACAUAGCUUAUGGCACAAAAGAAGAGCUGGGAAGAGGAGACUCCGUAACCAAACUUCACUGUGAUAUGUCGGAUGCGGUGAACAUUCUGACCCAUUCUGAAGAGGUAACCUUAGGAGAAGAUCAGCAAGUUUGCAUACAGAAGCUUAAAAGAAAACACAGGGCACAGGAUGAGAAAGAGAGUCUAGAACGGGACAACAAAAGUAAGCGCAAUAGUAACACCAUACAACCUGAAGAGUGCAGUGGCAGUUGGAUGGAAGACAUGGAUGAUGCAUCUCUCAUUGGAGAGACAGAAAAUAACUCUGAAAUCAGUGAGAAUGAGCUAAGAGAACCCAUCAAUGCUAAUGCAAGUACCCAAGUGACAAAAGGGGAAACAUGUGGUGCAUUGUGGGACAUUUUUAGGAGGGAGGAUGUCCCCAAGCUAGGAGAAUAUCUGAGAAAGCAUCACAUAGAAUUCAGGCAUACUUUUUCUUCUCCUGUGAAACAGGUUAUCCAUCCAAUUCAUGACCAGUGUUUUUAUUUAACUCUGGAGCACAAAAAGAAGCUGAAAGAGGAAUAUGGUGUUGAACCGUGGACAUUUGAACAAAGUGUUGGAGAAGCCGUAUUUAUCCCUGCCGGCUGUCCGCACCAAGUUAGGAACCUCAAGUCAUGUACCAAAGUUGCUGUGGAUUUUGUCUCUCCUGAGAAUAUCCAUGAAUGUCUUCGCUUAACGGAGGAGUUCCGACACCUUCCCAAAAACCAUAGAGCAAGAGAGGAUAAACUUGAGAUCAAGAAAAUGAUAAUCUAUGCAGUUGAACAAGCCAUUAAAGAUUUACAAGAGGUAAGUUUGAUUCCACCAUCAAAUGACCUCUAGUAAAUUUUUAAUGGCUUGUUAUCAAAUUUUUUGUCGAGCACAACCUGUGGAAGACACCCGCCAAAUGUUCAUUCUUUUCGAUUCGCAAUGCGAUGCCUUACUUUCGUCACCCAUGGUGUCCACCAACCAGCAGAUAUUUUGUAGACUGAUAUAAAAGUAGGUGUUUUAUGUAAUGCACCAAAGAUAGAAGAAUUUCAGUCACUGAUCAACAGUUGAUGUACAUAUGUUCCUCAAUUCUGAAUGUUUUCUUGCAUAAAUAUUGCAAAGCGCAAUCAUUUUGCCAAAAAGAUACAGGCUAUAUUUAUAUUUUCAAGUUGCUCCUUCAUUCCUGGGGCAGAGUUGGCA
Mercurialis annua (annual mercury) is the source of this 3998-nucleotide messenger RNA. Its product is annotated as lysine-specific demethylase JMJ26-like. The coding region runs from base 306 to 3653 and encodes 1115 amino acids. Gene Ontology annotation, molecular function: chromatin DNA binding; histone H3K9 demethylase activity; transcription coregulator activity. NCBI's taxonomy places the organism in Eukaryota, Viridiplantae, Streptophyta, Magnoliopsida, Malpighiales, Euphorbiaceae. Gene Ontology annotation, cellular component: histone deacetylase complex; chromatin. The record is from RefSeq and is a predicted model, not a curated record. The transcript is spliced from 13 exons. Gene Ontology annotation, biological process: regulation of transcription by RNA polymerase II.